Colletotrichum truncatum is the source of this 399-nucleotide messenger RNA. Its product is annotated as stress responsive a b barrel domain protein. The record is from RefSeq and is a predicted model, not a curated record. Lineage: Eukaryota; Fungi; Ascomycota; Sordariomycetes; Glomerellales; Glomerellaceae.
AUGACUCUCAUUCACAUGGUCCUAUUCAAGUUCAGGCCUGAAGUGACGCAAGAACACAAGGAGACUUUCGUGAGAGAAUUAAAGAAAUUGAAGAACUUGUCCUGUGUUAAAGACAACCGUUUAAUCGUUGGAGGACCUUCUGUCACGGACCCUAUUGAAAGAAGCAAGGGGUUCGAGUUCGCUUUACUCAGUUAUCAUGAGAACCGUGCUGCGCUUGAUGAGUACCAAGCCAGCAAGGAGCACCAUUGGGUGACUCAGACAUACAUGUUUCCCUACAAGGAGGAUCUUUGUCGAUUUGACUUCGAAGUCGACGAGGCAGACGAAUACAUGUGUGACUUCUCCAAGCUUGCUGCCAAAAUGACUGGUGGAUUGUUGACGCCUGAAGAGCAGUCGAUAUAG